This is a messenger RNA of Caenorhabditis remanei, 330 nucleotides long. RefSeq lists its product as uncharacterized. NCBI's taxonomy places the organism in Eukaryota, Metazoa, Nematoda, Chromadorea, Rhabditida, Rhabditidae. Bases 1 to 330 code for a protein of 109 amino acids. The transcript has 2 exons. The record is from RefSeq and is a predicted model, not a curated record.
AUGGCCCGUGCUGACGAUGACCAACCUCGUUAUUUUGGAUAUACCGGCGAUGGUGUGGCGAAGGAUUUUGAAUUCGGUGCUCAAUUCAUCCAAACGAUGAGAAACAUCAUCGAUUCAAAGAACCCAGAAGUUAUUGGGACACUGUUCCAACCCGAUUUCGUGAUUGUUGGUUGCAACGGCACAUACUCGAAAGAAAAGCUGAUUCAAUACUUGGUUCUGAUCCAUCUCGCGUCCCACCACUCCUACAACCACUGUCAAACUUGUUUUCAACAGAAUGGAACAAAAACUGCAAUCUGCUCGUAUCACAAGCUGCAAAAAGACUCUUGUUGA